GAGAGUGUAGCGUAGUGGCAGGCGUGUGCUGUACCUGUGCGGCCGACGUGAGCUCUGAGAUAGCUCGAGAGUCUGUGAACGCAAGCGAACAGCGGGCUUGAGCUUCUUCUUGUGUUGCCCUAGGAGUCCAGAGUGGUGUGAGGGGAGGAAAGAGGAAGGGGCUUUCAAGGAAGGACUCGAGGCUUUACUAGGACUCUUUGAGGAUCUUCGGCGCCAUGACGGGAGUAAUUCGCGUAACCCUGGAAAGGGACGGCCAUGACCAGCCUUGGGGCUUCCGCCUCCAAGGGGGCGUCGACGUGGCGAUGCCUCUCUCCGUCCAGAGGGUGCUGGUCGGGACGCCCGCUGACGGCGUGCUGAUCAAGGGCGACAUCAUCUCGAAGAUCAGCUGCACCGACACCAAGGGAAUCACACACCAACAGGCUGCCGAUCUGUUCAACAACGCGGGGAACCAGAUCGACGUGUACAUUAAGAGGUGAGGUUUUGUUGCAUCAAUUU
Messenger RNA from Penaeus vannamei (Pacific white shrimp), 495 nucleotides. Lineage: Eukaryota; Metazoa; Arthropoda; Malacostraca; Decapoda; Penaeidae. The record is from RefSeq and is a predicted model, not a curated record.